GCAGCUCCGCUUCGUCUCUUCUGCUCACCACCCGACUCCGUACGUGCGUCUUGGAUCCAUCACCACCGUACCAUGGCGAUACCGGUAGCACGCGUCCACCUCGCCGUGGCACACGCAGCACUCCCGGCGCUCGUCCCGACCCCGCCCAAGUGCGAGAUGCUGCCGCUGCUCCCGACGCCGUGCGUCGCCGUUGUCCUCCCGAAGCCGCUCGCCAAGCCCAGCCGCGCCGACUCCGACGAGAGGUGGGACGCGCGCAAGACCAUGACCGGCUUGGCCGCCAGCACAGAUCAGUCCUCAACAUCGUCAAGCCCUCGUUCCACCGCCGGCAGCGUCUGGAGCAGCGCCCGACGACGCGGAUCUGCCUCCCGCAAGAUCGCGACAACGCCGCCUAAGCCCGGCCGCGCCGACUCCGACGAGAGGUGGGACGUGCGCAAGACAAUGACCGGCUUGGCCGCCAGCACAGAUCAGUCCUCAGCAUCGUCAACGUCAAGCCCUCGUUCCACCGCCGACAGCGUCUGGAGCAGCGCCCAACGACGCGGAUCCUCCUGCAAAAGCGCGACAGCGCUGCCCCCCAAGCCCGGCCGAGCUGACUCCGCUGUGCGAUGGGACGCGCACAAGAAGACGGCAAUCCCAGCUUCGUCGUCGUCGUCGUCGUCUUCAGGCACGUCUUCCCACGUAAGCAGCGGCAAGUGGACGAUGAGCCGCGCGUCGUCGUCUGCAGAGCGCUGGGACGUGCACAAGAAAUAUCGCCCGCCGCAGGCCGCCGUGGCGCUGGACGACGGCGAGAGCAGUACUGCUUCCAGCAACGACAUUGACACGGAUAAGGAGGAGAUUGUAUGGAAGCCACGGGCCAUCUACGCUGAACCGUGCUUCAUCUCCGCCGCGCCAGCACCCAGCAUGCUUCCCAUGCCGACAGCGUUCUUGCUUCGCGUUGCAUAGCGCUGCACUGCUGCACCUAGUCCAUGGAUCGGCUCAGAACUCAAGGUCGCUGGUUUCUUUAGCUACCGAAGCAAGUGCGAUUUUGUACACGUAGGGGCUACUGCGACUACU
Zea mays is the source of this 1050-nucleotide messenger RNA. RefSeq names its product endochitinase A. The record is from RefSeq and is a predicted model, not a curated record. NCBI's taxonomy places the organism in Eukaryota, Viridiplantae, Streptophyta, Magnoliopsida, Poales, Poaceae. The coding region runs from base 73 to 939 and encodes 288 amino acids. The transcript has a single exon.